This is a messenger RNA of Fusarium coffeatum, 960 nucleotides long. RefSeq lists its product as uncharacterized. The transcript has 2 exons. Lineage: Eukaryota; Fungi; Ascomycota; Sordariomycetes; Hypocreales; Nectriaceae. The coding region runs from base 1 to 960 and encodes 319 amino acids. The record is from RefSeq and is a predicted model, not a curated record.
AUGAACCGAGAUAUGAAGAUGGGAAACGAGCCCGUCAUGGCCGACAACGACAAGAACUGCCGCUUCGAAGGCUACUUUACCUAUCGACCUCUCUCCAACCUACCCACACCACCACCGAGCUCCCGUAACUCGUCCGCAGCCCAGUCACCACGAACAACUCUUGAUGAUGGAGAGCCAUUGAUGCCUCGAUUCCGAGGCCCGGCUAUACACCUUGUCAACCUUAUUCCAUCAUCUGCUUCACUGGCCACGGCCUCGGUCCCUCUCGUCCAGGCCAUCUUGAGCCGAGCCAAUCUCCCGAUUGAGACCGUGGCUCUUGCAGUAUGCAUCCUCGACAGCCUCGAUUCUCGAUUCGCCCGCCGCUGGCGCCUCUCAUGCCCUCUGCUGUCCGACUACUUCUCUCCUACGUCUAAGCGACACACCCUUCCUCCCACGCCCAUCAUGCCUCAGCGACAACAGUUACACAUCGACUCAGUCAAUCCAGAGAUCAUCAUCCUAGCGGCUCUCGUCAUUGCCGUCAAGUUUACGGAGGACCCCCAGGAUGCUUCUCAGUACUAUUGCAAGGCAUGGGGUCAUGGCAUGUGGUCUCACCAGCAGCUCAAUGCCACUGAACGAUGCAUCAUGGAGAAUCUCAACUACCGCAUCAUGCCUCUCUGCGAAGAAGAUUGCCUGACAGAUGCCAUGGUUGACAUGCAACUCGCAGCUCAGCAGCCUGAGUGGGAGCUCAAUGAGUACAUGCCCAUGGACAGCGAUGAGGAGAGUGACGAUAGCACAAACAUCAACCACUACGUACCGAGUCACUCUCGCUCCAAGACACUCGGCUCAGGAUCGGCAGUCUUGGGAUUGGGCCUAUCUCUUACUCCAGUCGAUACUCCGACAGCCGAGGCCAGUCAGGCGACUACCCCGCAACCUUCGAGGCUUUGCAACGACUACUUCAACCAUUUCCAGGCUCGAGAGCAUUAA